This is a messenger RNA of Drosophila navojoa, 637 nucleotides long. RefSeq lists its product as uncharacterized. The record is from RefSeq and is a predicted model, not a curated record. NCBI's taxonomy places the organism in Eukaryota, Metazoa, Arthropoda, Insecta, Diptera, Drosophilidae.
UGUGCAGUGGGAAGAAACAAGAAAAAGAAAAAUAAGAAGAAGAAGAAGCAGCAGCAAAUAGUUCAAAGAAGAGAGAGACUUAAACAGUCCGCAAGCGAAGCUUUGAAUGCGAUUCAUACGCACACACUUGCAGUCGCUCACGCACACACACAUACAGUCACAGUCGGAGUUACAGACACAGACACAUCGCACAAUGACCUUGCCAACCAAUACAAAUGCAGCGAAUGGCAACGGCUGCGGCGGCGGCAGCGGCGGCAAUGGCAGCGGCAGUGAUGAUGAUUCGGACAUGUUCGGACCGCCACGCUGCUCACCCCCCAUUGGUUAUCACCAUCAUCGUUCGCGCGUGCCAAUGAUCUCGCCGAAGCUGCGUCAGCGUGAGGAACGUAAACGCAUCCUGCAACUGUGCGCCCACAAGCUAGAACGUAUCAAGGACUCUGAAGCGAAUCUGCGCCGCAGCGUCUGCAUCAAUAACACCUAUUGCCGACUUACCGAUGAGCUGAGACGUGAGAAGCAAAUGCGUUACCUGCAGAAUUUGCCAAAAACCAUAACAGCAACAGCAGCAGCAACUGAGAGUAGCGACUGCGAUGAUAGCAAGCAACGUUGCUGUUGUUGUUGUUGUUAGUGCACCUCUAGAGUC